CAGGGGCCGCUGGCGGGCGGCCGAGCUGUGAGCGCGGGGCGGCGCGGCGGCGGCCAUGGUGGUGCACAUUCUGGACGACACCCACCUGGCCAUCAGCGCCAUCGUGACGGUCAGCAUGCAGCUCGUCUUCUUCGGCGUCGCCGCCACCUUCCAGCUGGACAAGCUCACCGACUUCGCGGGCGGCACCAACUUCAUCAUCCUCGCGCUGCUCACCUUCUUCCUGUCGCAGACGUACGACAGCCGGCAGCUGAUGGUGACUGUGUUCAUCUGUCUGUGGGGCGUGCGCCUAUCGGGCUACCUGCUCUACCGCAUCCUCAAGAUCGGCCGCGACCAGCGCUUCGAUGACAAGCGAUCCAACGCCGUGUGGGUGUUCGUGGUGAGCCUGCCCGUCAUCUUCAUCAACUCGCCGCACAACGCCAUCCCGCCCGCGCCCAAGACGAUGACGACGCUCGACUCGGCCGGCACGGGGCUUUUCUUCAUCGGCCUGCUGGCGGAGACCUACGCCGACCUGCAGAAGUUCUCCUUCCGACAAGACCCGGCCAACAAGGGCAAGUGGUGUAACGACGGUCUGUGGCGGCUGUCGCGCCACCCCAACUACUUCGGCGAGAUCGUGCUGUGGUGGGGCAUCUUCAUCAUCUCGGUGAACGUGCUGGACGGCGCCGAGUGGGUGGCCAUCCUCAACCCGGAGUACCGCUACUACAAGGCGUCGACGUCGCCGCUCAUCCCCAUCCCGCCCUCCUUCUACGUGGAGGUGCCGUGGUUCCUCAAGUUCAUGCUGUGCUGCGAGUACCCGCUGUACGACUCGCUGGACGUGCCCACGCCCACCGUCAUCACCGAGUCCACGAGCAUCUCGCCGUCGCAGUCGCAGUCAUAGCUGGCGGCCGCG
Gryllus bimaculatus (two-spotted cricket) is the source of this 886-nucleotide messenger RNA. Lineage: Eukaryota; Metazoa; Arthropoda; Insecta; Orthoptera; Gryllidae. The record is from the annotation of a GenBank genome assembly.